AAACAGGGAACUGCACUCUGUUUGCGAAGAAGGACGUGGACAAAGUUGCAGGAGAAGUUGUGGUGAUCAGAAAUGGCAGCUCAGGAGGAAUUCUUUGCGGGCAUUCCCAAGAUCCAUUACUCACCCAGUGCUAGGCCUGCAGAUGUUCUGUGCUUCAAACACUACAAUGCAGAGGAGGUGCUGAUGGGGAGGAACAUGGAGGACUGGCUGAGGUUCUCCGUCUGCUACUGGCACUCCUUCUGUGGCACAGGAGCGGAUCCCUUUGGGUCCCCGACCCUCCAACGGCCCUGGAAUGAAGGAACUCCGAUGCAAUCAGCCAAGAAGCGACUACGGGCGGCUUUUGAGUUUUUCACCAAACUUGGUGUGAAAUACUACACAUUUCAUGACAGGGAUAUGGCUCCUGAGGGCUCCACCCUGGAGGAGUCCAACAGGAAUCUGGAUGAAAUGACAGACAUGGCCCUCGACCUGCAGAGCCAGACAGGAGUCAGGGUGCUGUGGGUUACCUGCAACCUGUUCGCCCACCCCAGGUACAUGAAUGGUGCAGCCACCAACCCUGACUGUCAUGUUCUGGCAUACGCUGGGGCCCAGGUGAAGAAGGGGCUGGAUACUGCCCAGAAGCUGGGUGCAGAGAACUUUGUGUUUUGGGGCGGAAGGGAAGGCUUCCUUUCCAUCCACAAUACUGAUGUAGCUGGUGAACUGAAGCACAUGGCUAACUUCUUCAAAAUGGCUGUCAAGUACAAAGAGAAGAUUGGCUUGAAGUGUCAGUUCCUUAUUGAACCCAAGCCCAAGGAGCCCUGCAAACACCAGUAUGACUAUGAUGCUAUGAGUGUCAUUGGAUUCCUGAAGCAUUAUGGUCUGGAGAAUGACUUUAAGUUGAACAUCGAGCCAAACCACACUACCCUGGCAGGUCACUCAUACGAACAUGAUGUAGUCAUGGCCUCUGCGUUUGGCAUGCUGGGGUCAGUUGACUCCAACACUGGCUCUCCUGACCUGGGCUGGGACACAGACCAGUUCCCCAUGGACAUCAGGAACGCCACCUUGGUCAUGAAGACCAUCAUUGAACAAGGUGGUCUGCAGCCUGGAGGCCUGAACUUCGAUGCUAAGGUGCGCAGGGAGUCCACAGACCUGGAGGACCUGUUCAUCGCUCACAUUGGAGCCAUGGACACCUUUGCAAGAGGACUCCGAAAUGCUGUUUGUAUAAUCGAAGACGGGAUCAUUGCUGGUAUGGUGAAGGAUCGAUACUCAGGCUUCAGCCAUGGCAUUGGGCAGAAAGUGGAGGAGGGUUCUGCCUCUUUAGAGGAUAUGGAGGACUUCAUCAAGCAGAAUGGUGAACCGAAAGUAACAUCGGGGAAGCAGGAAAAAUAUGAAUCCAUCUUUAAUCACUACAUAUAAUAAAAGCAUCACUUUUCUGUGUCUUCUCUGGUCUAAUACACAGUGCUUUAAAGGUAAAGACCAUUUAAUUUGUAGUUUUUUCACUAAAAAAGAACAAAAAUAGAUGCUGAACACUGCAAGGUCAAAUAUAAGAUCCUUGACAGACUAACAGACUUAUUCAACAUAACUUUUUAGGGAUCUGUGUAUCAGUAUGUAUUUGUAGUGCUGGUACUUUAUACAUUAAAAGGCUAGGAUCAUUAAAGCUGACGACUACUGAUUACUGUGAAAUAAAACACAUUUUCACAAUGCA
Molecule: messenger RNA, 1681 nt
Organism: Eleginops maclovinus (Patagonian blennie)
Lineage: Eukaryota; Metazoa; Chordata; Actinopteri; Perciformes; Eleginopidae
Exons: 14
Coding region: 73-1392 (439 amino acids)
Biological process (GO): carbohydrate metabolic process
Molecular function (GO): xylose isomerase activity
Source: RefSeq, a predicted model, not a curated record